Drosophila ficusphila is the source of this 1343-nucleotide messenger RNA. It is a transcript of the gene angel, whose product is annotated as protein angel. Lineage: Eukaryota; Metazoa; Arthropoda; Insecta; Diptera; Drosophilidae. The record is from RefSeq and is a predicted model, not a curated record. The coding region runs from base 77 to 1213 and encodes 378 amino acids. The transcript has a single exon. Gene Ontology annotation, molecular function: 3'-5'-RNA exonuclease activity.
GAGAGCGAAGCGGACGACGCAACAAGCUAGAACAGCUGACAGCAGCAGAUUUCUUCCCUUUCCCUUGGAAAUUCGGAUGCCAAACAAAAUUGCACAGGACCAGAGGCAUUUAAAGGCAACCAAAAGCAAGGACAGAUGGCGACAAGCACCUGAGGAGAUGUACAAAUCCCUGCUCCGCACCGUUCCACUCCAGGUCAGAUCCCAGAUCAUCAAACUUAGCACCACAAAAGGCACAAACGGCAAACGCAAACAAAAAACAGAGGAGAUGGAAACUCGCUACGAUUUUAACAGGCGGUGGAAACCGUUGCAAAAUUAUAAAGCACUGUGCUGCACCCAUAAGCAGUCCACUUUCAAGUUGGUCUCUUACAACAUACUGGCCCAGGAUCUGCUGCUUGAGCACCUGUUCCUUUACGUGGGUAUUCCCCAGGAGUUCCUCACCUGGCGACGCCGCCAGCAAAAUAUUCUCCAGGAGCUGAUCAAAUUGGACUCGGACAUCCUGUGCCUGCAGGAGAUGCAGUACGAUCAUUUGGCGCUGCUCGUCCAAGGACUGCGCAUGGGAAACAGCAAACGAUUGGCGUAUGUUUUUAAAAAGAAGACCGGACAUCGCACUGACGGAUGUGCCAUUGUCUACGACUCCUGCAAGUUCGAGUUGCUGGACCACCGGGCUGUCGAGCUGCAUGACAAGGAAGUGGCUCUACUAAACCGAGAGAAUGUCGCUCUAUUUGCCAAGUUUCGGUUUAAAAAGGAGCAAGUCCAGCAGAAGGAUUUCGUGGUGGCUACCACGCACUUGCUGUACAACCCAAACAGAAGUGAUGUACGUUGUGCUCAGGUGGGCAGAAUACUGGAAGAACUACAGACAUUCUCCACUGACACACCCAUUGUCCUAACCGGCGACUUUAACAGUAUGCCAAACUCAUCACCCAUUGAUUUACUCAUCGGACAAAGGGAGGGUGAGGAAACCAAAGGUAACCAAGCGCCUCUGCGCUUUGAACUAAUCGACCCGGGCGAGAACACUGCAUCUACAUACCAGGACGAAUGGAUCACUGUGGACUACAUCCUCCGCUCGCUAGGAUCUCGAAGUAGGCACAAGCUUUUGCCCAUCAGCGUUUACUCGUUGCCCUCGAUUAGUCGCUGCAGCAGAAUUGGACAGAUUCCCAACCACUAUCUGGGCUCAGAUCACUACGCCAUGGGCGCCAUCUUCACAGUUGUCUAGUAUUUGAUAUUCUUACCAUUUCUGACUCAUCAAUAAAGGUACGAUAAAUGAAUUAUAGUACCCGCCAUUGACAUUUAAAUGUUAAAGUUUAGCGCAAGUUAAGAGUUAAAUAUAGUCGCUUGAAACGACA